ACUCCAGGAACACGCGGCGACCCCCCGCACUUUGCCUCUUGUGCAUACAUUCGUGGCCGUGAUAAGCCGCUCGUUUCCAGUCCAUUAUAUCUUAGUCCGUGGCACCGACUUUAGCACCGUCCGGACUCCGCCACUCCGGAGAUAGUGGCACAACCCAAUUCGAAAAAUAUUGUUUGCGCAAUUUUCUCACCGAAACUACCAAUUUGAAGUUGAACGGUUUACCAAUUACCGCAUUUAUCUCCUCGCCCGGUAUAGUCUAUUUAGCAAUCGGUCUAUUGCCGUCCGUAUAACGAUCUAGUUAAAUUCAAUUGUAAUUUGUAAAUCAUACGCGUGCAAUGUCAACUUACAAUUGACUUGAACUAUAAUACUUACCUGUUUUAAUAUAAUAUCAUUUUAUGCGCAGUAUUCUAUUUGUUCUUUAACACACAAACAUGUCUAAGAAAAGAACACGCGACGUGACUAAUAAUACAACAGAAGUGGAUAUGCAUGUCGGCAAUAAAAAUGUUUUACAAAAAUGUGAACAACCCAAGUUACACAAUGUUGCUCCAUCAAUUUUCAAACCUGCACCUUUUAGUACAGAUAAAGAUGCAGUUGAAGAACGGAAUGCUUGUGAUUAUAGUACAAAAAUCACUAUGGAUAUGGCCAAUUCUGGCUUAGCUCCUCGAAGAAUUAGAGUAUAUGCAGAUGGUGUUUAUGAUAUGUUCCAUCAAGGACAUGCUAGGCAGUUAAUGCAAGCAAAAACUGUAUUCCAAAAUGUUUACUUGAUUGUUGGAGUAUGCAGUGACAGUGUCACACAUACUUUUAAAGGUAAGACUGUAAUGACGGAUGAAGAAAGGUAUGAAGCUGUUAGACAUUGCCGUUAUAUAGAUGAAGUUCUUAAAGAUGCACCAUGGGAAACUGAUGAUCAAUUUUUAAUAGAUAAUAAAAUUGAUUUUGUUGCUCAUGAUGAUAUACCUUACAUUAAUGAAGAUGGUCAAGAUGUUUAUGGAGGGCUUAAAGAAAAAGGUAUGUUUGUAGGCACCCAAAGGACUGAGGGUGUAUCAACGUCAGACGUUAUUUCUCGAAUAGUACGGGAUUAUGAUAUGUAUGUUAGACGUAAUCUUCAACGUGGGUACAGUGCCAAAGAUUUAAAUGUAUCUUAUUUAAAGGAAAAAAAAUUAAAACUUCAAAACAAAAUGGAAGAACUUAAAGACCGCAGUAAACGAGUUAUGGGAACUAUUGGUGAAAAAAAAGUAGACAUGUUGCAACGAUGGGAAGAAAGAUCAAGAGACUUUAUUGUUUCAUUCUUAUUGUUGUUUGGCCGGGAUGGACCAAUUUCACAUUUUUGGAAAGACAGUAAAGGUAAAUUGUUACAAGCAUUUUCGCCACCUGGAAGUCCAACUCCAAGUGGACGUAACACUCCAGAUUCAUCUAGUUCAUCGGAAGAAAACUUAAGGUCUCCUCCUAGAAAAUCUAGUAGAACUAAACGAUAUUUGGAAGACGAUGAUGAUGAUGAUGAUGAUGAUGACGAAGAUGAAGAAGAAGAUGACUUGUUAAAUAGAUACAAUUACAUAAAUGGUGAAAAAAGCUCCAACUCCUAGUUGAAAAGAAUGUUAAUAAAUCACAUUAAAAAAAAACCUAUUAGUUUAAUAUAUAUAAUUAUGAUGCACAAAUUAAUAAUGAUUAUUGUUAGAAUAAAAUUAACAGUGAAAAAAUGUUUGGUAAUAAAUAUUCUUACAUGAUUGUUUUAUAAAACAAUGUAAACAUUUUAUGCAUAUUUAGACUGUGUAAAAAAAAUAAUAAUAUUAUAAAUGUUUUUUUUUAAGUUAAAAAAUAGGCAUUAUACCUAUAAAUAUUUUAUAUUAUUCAAAAUUGUUUUUUUUAUAUAUAUAUUAUUAAAAACAUAUGAAUCUACUCGA
This is a messenger RNA of Metopolophium dirhodum (rose-grain aphid), 1898 nucleotides long. Its product is annotated as choline-phosphate cytidylyltransferase A-like. Lineage: Eukaryota; Metazoa; Arthropoda; Insecta; Hemiptera; Aphididae. The transcript has 9 exons. Gene Ontology annotation, biological process: CDP-choline pathway. Bases 432 to 1580 code for a protein of 382 amino acids. Gene Ontology annotation, molecular function: choline-phosphate cytidylyltransferase activity; phosphatidylcholine binding. The record is from RefSeq and is a predicted model, not a curated record.